AUGAUGAUGAUGACGAAUCAGCUAGCAAGUUGGGAAAUAAUGGAGGGUGAAGAUAAUGAAAUGGAAAAUCUUCAAAAGGCAAUAGAGGAUCUUUGGAUGCAAAAUGGACCAGAGAUGAGUGUUGAUACAAAUAAGCAAACAGCUGAAAGCAUUCAGAUAAAUGGUGCACUUUCUAUACCCUUAGUUGCACUUGGAUUCAUGACAAGGAUGUCCCAACUAGUGAGGCUACCAAGGAACAUGCUUUUAUCUGUAGACAGACAACUUGUGCAAACAAUUGUACCUGGUACAAGAUUGACUAUAAUGGGAAUUUACAACAUAUUUCAAGCUUCAAAUACAUCCACAUCUCACAAAGGAGCAGUUGCUAUUAGACAACCGUAUAUAAGAGUUGUUGGAAUAGAAGAAACAAAUGAAGCUACUCGUGGUCCUGCCAAUUUCACACAAGAAGAGGUUCUCAGAAAACUAUGA
Messenger RNA from Lactuca saligna, 465 nucleotides. Lineage: Eukaryota; Viridiplantae; Streptophyta; Magnoliopsida; Asterales; Asteraceae. The record is from the annotation of a GenBank genome assembly.